AUGACUUUGGAAACAGAGGUAAAACAAAAACCAUGUUUUGGAAAGGGGAAAGUGCCCCCUGAAGAAGAUCAGAAGAAAACGAACACGGUAGCCCGUCGUUUGUGGCACGGUGACCAUGUAGAGAUUUGCUUCCAAGGCGAUACGUUUUGGAACAAUGUCAUUGUUGCGUUCUCACAGCUUUUGCUGCAAGCCCUGGCUGUCUCACCCAUUGGGUGGAGUAUUGUGAACAACAAGAAUCCAAGACCUCAUCAAAGGCAUAUCCUGGUUGUCCAACCUGCCGGUUGCCGAUUGAUACAUGGGGGCUAUGGUGGAGAAGCAUCAAAAGAUACAGUAGUUUUAACGUCGACGAGGACCCAGACGAAGAACUGGACGAAAUUCUUUCAAACAUGGUUGGAAGGAAGAAGAUGGGGCUGUGAAAUGCCCCACCAUCCAUCCAGUGUGGCAUUUGGAUCGAUCACCAAAGAGGAUGGGUGCAAGCAACCAAUAAAUAUGAAGUGCACUUGGUGUAACAACAAGUCCUUGUGGCCAUGA
Seminavis robusta is the source of this 531-nucleotide messenger RNA. The record is from the annotation of a GenBank genome assembly. NCBI's taxonomy places the organism in Eukaryota, Bacillariophyta, Bacillariophyceae, Naviculales, Naviculaceae.